UUUCCUGAAGCAGAAAGUAUUGAGCUUUUACGGUUUCCGCUAAAAUAGUAUCCAAAAAAAUCAAUUUCAUACAAAAUAACUUCAAGUUUGUUUUUAUAGUUCCCGCGAAAAUAGUCUCCAAAAAAUUAAUUUCAUAAAAAAUAAUUUUAAGUUUGUUUUUUUCGGGUUCAUCUGCUCGCCCCUCUCUCUCCCCUGCUGCUAAAUCCUAUUUUACAGAGAGAAAGAGAGGGAUUUCGUGGACACACUUUCCUUGUUCCAACAGUGCAACUGCAAACUUCCGCUGACAUUUUCUGACCAUCUCAAAUCUCUCUCUCUCUUGCUACCUCGCAUAAUCGCUAAUAAGUUCACAAAACUUUUGGGGCGUUUCAUUUUGCCUGGAUUCUGAAAAGGUUGAGAUAUUACUAUCUCAGAGGAAGGAAAACCUAGUUUCAGUUCAAGCUCCAAGAAUGUCUGUUUCUCUCUAAGCGUCCCCCUUUUCUAGGGGGCAGAAAUGGAUGGCUUUUCAUGCUAUUAUUGGGGCUUACCAUGCCACCAGAGCGACAUUUUAUGACCUUUCUUCCAUAGGCCUUAUGUCAAAGGCAUGAUGAUUGAUGAUUGGUAAAUGAAAAUCCCACCAGCCUCGUAGCUAGCCAGUGAAUCCACACACUAUUGCUUUAGCCACUUCCUGGUCAUGAUUUCCUACCAUUUUGCAGGCUGAAGCAUACAUUGUCAUAUGUUUCAUUGUGUCAAGGAUUUGAUGUUCUGACAUACCAUCUAUAUUCCAAUUGACUAUAGUUCUUCCUGAAUAAGAUGUGGUAUGGGAUAUUAAGUCUUCUUCAAAUUGGAUAUCUACUGGUGUAGGUCUAUGAUGGUGUAGGUGUUACUGAUUGGGGUUGUCUCAUUCCAAAUUCAAAGUUACGAAUUUCAAUCAACAUAGAAGCUUGAAUCAUGUCAGUGAGAUUGCUUUUUCGCUAUGGUGGUUCCUUUGAGCAUAACUUGAAUGACGGUCGGAUUUAUUACAAGGGUGGGAAUUUAAAAGCCACAAUGUAUAGCGGGGAUAACUCACUCGGGCAACUAAAGGCUCAUCUGGGGGCUAGAAUAUGUUGUGACCCAAGCAAUUUGAGCAUCAUGUAUCAAGAAAAGGAACUUCCAAACACGGAUUUAGUUGAAUUAAGCGAUGAUGGGGAUGUCAAAUGUAUGCUAAUGGUCGCUUCCGAGGUUUACCUAUGUGUCGCAAACCAACCAUUGGAACCAAUUGUUGCGGAGCAUCAACCGACUGAAGUUGGUGUUGCUCCAUCAACAAAGAGCAGCUGUCCCAAUGAACCAGUGACUGUCCCUGUUACCAAUAAUGAAGUUCAAGAGUACGAGUCAAAAUCUGAGCACGAGCUACAGAUCCAACGUGAUGGUGACAACCUGGAACCCUCAGGCAGCCGACACACAUCAAAAUGCAUGCAAGUAGGCCUAUGUGUUGGACAAGAUUUCGAUACUGUCAAGGAACUACGCGAUUAUUUAGUUGACUAUGCCAUACAUGAGAAUUUCAUCGUGAAGUACUUGAGAAAUGAUCAAGAACGGGUUAUUGCAUUCUGUGCUGGAGAAGGUUGCAGUUGGCGUGUCCGGUGCUCCAAGGUCGGAUCUACAAAAAUUUUCAGGGUGAGAGAAAUGAUAAAUGAGCACACUUGUGGAAGACUAAUGGGUACGGCUCAUCAACCAUUAGCACGAAGCCAAUGGGUGGCAAAAAAGAUUAAAGCUCGCCUAAAUGACCAGAUGGAUCUCACACCCAAAGAUAUUGCAAAUGUUGUUCAAAAUGAUCAUGGUGUCCCAUUAUCAUACAUGCAAGCAUGGCGGGGUAUAGAAGCUGCGAGGGCAAUGAUCCUGGGGUCCGAAGCGCAAUCAUAUAGACCAAAGAAGCAGCGCAAACCGACAAAAGUGAAAGACGCGAGGGCUUACUAUUGUAAACAUUGUGGUGCUUUGGGCCACAAUAAGAGGACUUGUAAAGAGCCCAUUCAUAAUAUGAUGCCUGAGACAUCCGCACAAGCAAGUGGGCCUGCAUCAUCUGUCCGGACUUCUACAUAGAAAAUCGGCUGUUUUUGAAAAUUGAACAUGUGAUCAAUGAUAUUUAAUAUUUCUUUCACA
Messenger RNA from Amborella trichopoda, 2112 nucleotides. RefSeq lists its product as uncharacterized. NCBI's taxonomy places the organism in Eukaryota, Viridiplantae, Streptophyta, Magnoliopsida, Amborellales, Amborellaceae. The record is from RefSeq and is a predicted model, not a curated record.